Messenger RNA from Drosophila albomicans, 2860 nucleotides. It is a transcript of the gene twy, whose product is annotated as calponin homology domain-containing protein DDB_G0272472. Gene Ontology annotation, cellular component: ciliary basal body; ciliary transition fiber; centriole. NCBI's taxonomy places the organism in Eukaryota, Metazoa, Arthropoda, Insecta, Diptera, Drosophilidae. The transcript has 2 exons. The record is from RefSeq and is a predicted model, not a curated record. Gene Ontology annotation, biological process: cilium assembly; establishment of epithelial cell polarity. Bases 39 to 2828 code for a protein of 929 amino acids.
UAAAGUUGUACCAAAAGUGGUCUGAAAUAAAUAAAACUAUGAAUUUUAGCGAUGAUCCGUUGGCAGAUUUGCUAAGCGACAACAGCCUGGACAAUGACAACUUCUUUGAUGCACCAUCAACUGGAAAAAAGUUGCCCAAAGCAAAUCGGCCCAAAGGAAAGCUUGAGGAUUUGUUUGGCAUUAAAGAGGAGAGCGAAGCAGAUGUCCAAAGUCCAUCAUCAGCUGCCGCAACCACUAAACCCAAUGCCACCAGCACACCGCGCAUAGUGAAGCAGAAGCCAUCGCUGUCCAUGGACGACGCCGAAGAUGAUGAUUUGGGCUUUGAUCCAAAACGUCCCAAGAGUGGAGGCGGUGCCCGGAAAAAUCUACUGGAUGACUUGUUGGUGGCGGCAGAGCCGAAACGCAACAUAUUCGAUGACAUCGUUAGCGGUAGCGAUGUCACCAAACGGCCUUCUACCGGAAAACCUUCCAUGUCGCGUCAAUCUACGGACACCACCACUGACACCUCGAAUGUGCUCUCGCAAGCACGUCCUAAGACCGCCGGCGGUCCAGGACGACGCAGCUCGGCUUCGGCGCAGUCGACCAAUCUCAAUGCGGAUCCCUUGGGUCUCUUCGGACGUGAAAAGGAGACGAAUGCAACGGUUUCUGGGAUGUCGACGCCUGUAUCCAAGAAACGUGGCACCGCCGACUGGCUGGGAUUGGGCUUGGACAGCCAGUCAGCGGUGGAAGCAGAGCCGGAGCGUCCAGCGACACCGCACACACCACAACAGGUGAAGGAGUCAACACAGCCAAUGGAGCAAGCCAAAAGUACAGCAGAUGUAUUACGCUUGGCAGAUGCAGAUGCGGAGGAGGUAGAAUUGCGUCCCAUGGCGGAUAACACGGCUCAGCAGAUUCUCAUGUUGAACAACAUGCACAUGGAGAGCAGUCACAGCUACAACGCUUUGCAACAGCAGGAGACGCAACUGGUCAUCGCUGCCCAGAUGAAGAGUCAGGAACGUGCGCUGCUCGAGAUGCAACGCAAGCAAGAGUCUCAGGAUCGCCGUUUCCAGACACUAUUGCAGCAGCAAUUGCAGCGUCAGCUCCAAAUGGAGGAGCACAUUAAGGCACAGCAGGAGCGCAUCAAUGUGCAUCUGCAGCUGCUGAUGACCCAGCCUGCUAUGGAGGACACCAACAGUAAUAGCAACAUAGUGGAAGCCAAACAAGUUGCUAGCCAGCAACAGCCUGAGCCUGCCAAGGAUGAGUCCCGAGAGCAGCUGCUGCAGCUGGAGACGGAUGUGAAGCGCAAUCUGCUUGAGAAACUGCGGCUGGAGGAGCUGGUGGCCAACAUGAAGGUCAACUACGAGCAAGAGAUCCAGAUGAUUGAGAGCAGCUACAAGAAGCAGCUGAAGGUGUUGGAGGAUCACUGCGAAGCAAUGCAGGAGCGCCUCAAGCUGGAAAACUCCGAGCUGCGCGAGUACUACACCAGCAAGCUGGAUAAACUAAAGGCAGACUACGAGCUGCAACUGUCCACCUUAAAGCAGGAUCACGAGGAUGAUCUGCGUCUUUUGCGCAGUUCGCAUGAAGCGGACUUAGAACGCAUUCGCCAAGCCAAGUUGCUGGAGCAGGCUGCUGUGCGGGAUCAUGGCAGCUAUCUGGAAACGUUGCGUCUGGCAUCUAGUGAUCUGCAAGAGCUACGCGAGGGAUUGAGCACGACCAAGGAGCGCGAACAGCAGCUUGAGUCGCGGGAACGUCGUCUGGCGGAUGCCGAGCGACGAUUGAAGAUUGACGAAGAAAGUGCAGAGGAGGAAAAGCGACGCUUGAUGGAGUUAGUUAGCACGCUGGAGCUUCAGCUGAGUCGCCUGUCCAAGGACUCGGCCGAGGAGAAUUGGCAGUUGCGUCAGCGCAUGGCCAACUUGGAGGCAGAGAAGAAAGCGUUCGAGCAGGAGAAGCUCUAUCAUCGCGAUCAAAUGGCGCGCGACGAGAAACGAAUUGAGGAACUGAAGUCCAUGCAGCUGGCAGAGAUGGAGCGUCUACAACUGGAUAAUCAGCAAGAGCGCACACGUCUGUUGGUUGAGCAGCAGAAGCUGGAGAUGCAGCACAAACUGCACGAACAGGGCGACACGGAGAAGGAACGCCUAGAGCUGGAGGCGCAGCUGCAAGUGGCACGCGAUGCCAUCAAGCAGGCGGAUGAGCAGCGUGAUCGCUGUCAUAAGCAGCAGCGAGAGCUGGAACAGCGCAAGCGCGUGUUGCAGGACAAAGAAAAUGCCCUCAAUGUUAAGGAGGAUGAAGUGGUGCAGGCCUCCAGUGCCUAUCGACUGGCCAUCAAUCGAUCCCACAUGGCCGAGAACAAGGCACGUGAGGCAGAGCAGCUGCUGCACGCAAAGCUGCAACUCCUGGGCAAACGAGCCCACGAGCUGAGCGAGAAGGAAGCGCAAAUGUCACAGGAACGCAUGCUCCUGGCUCAGGAUCGGAUUGCGCUGCACAAGUUGAAGGAGCAGAUUGGUCAGAGCAAAUGUGCUCUUUGCAAAAUGGGCGUGGAGAAUGUGGAAUUCUCACAGCGCAUGGAUUCUCAUAACAGAGGAAAACCCUCAACGGAUGCGUUGCCAGCUCCGUCUACAACGGCUACUGUUCAACAGGUGCCGCCACUGCCGGCUCGCGAUAUUGUGGAUCGCAUGUUGGACGAUAACAUCGAUGCGUCUUAUCGACGCAUGUACAAUUUAUCGAGCAAUGCGGACUUGGAGUAUUGGAAUACAAUUGGUGGACUGGAUGAUGAUGCCAAGAAAUUGGCACUUAAUGGCAAUACAUUGGACGUUGAAGACUUGAUGUUGGCCAAUCUUAAUUUAAACUGAGCUGCAAAUAAAAAAUUAAAAUUUAAAACCAA